AUGGAGGUAAUCUUUUCUGCUGUUAUGAAUGAGCUUGUGAGCAGAUCCAUAUCUUUCCUCGUGGACAUAUAUCUGAAACAGAAGGCAGCGCCAACCAAGGAGGAGAGACUCCGUAGCCUGCAACGACUGCUGCUACGGCUUCGCGUCAUUGUCGAUGAGGCAGAUGGUCGGCUCAUCACAAACCAGGCCAUGCUGCAUCAACUCAGCAUACUGAAAAAGGAGAUGUACAAGGGGUAUUACACCCUCGACGUCUUCAGUUGCCGAGCCCAUGGAGAAGACGUGAAAAAAGAUCGUAAAGUCCAUUACUUCUUUGCCCACUCUGAGUUCAACCCUGCCAAGCGUGUAUGUUUUUGCAAUGAAGAUGCAUCACAAGCUGAGCUUCUGGAGCAAGUUCUUGGCAGCAUAAGGGACAUCAUUAAAGAUAUGAGUGAAUUUGUCAUGCUUCUAUGCAAAUCCCCACGUUUAAACCGUCAACCAUACAACAUGUAUCUGCUACUGGGCAAGUGCAUGUUCGGACGCCAGAUGGAGAUGGAACAUAUCAUCAACUUCUUGUUGCAGGCAGAGAGGGCUCCUGAUGCGGCUGAAAAUCCGCCGUUUCUGCCGAUCAUCGGUCCCAUGGGAGUUGGAAAGAGCACCCUGAUCGAGCACGCUUGUGACAAUGAAAGGGUGCGCAACCACUUCUAUCAGAUUUUGUGUUUCAGUGACGAUGACCUUAAAGGUGCAACUUUAGAGAUCCUAAGAGACAGAGGGAGAAUCGAACAUCAAAACCGUGGCAUGGGCGGUGGAAGGACACUGAUCGUCGUUGAGCUAUUGUCGGAUAUUGAAAGGAAUGUAUGGAAAAGGUUGUAUUCAGCUGCAAGAAGUCACAUCGGGAGUGGCAGUAAGAUCAUAAUCGCGAGCCGAUCCGACAUGAUAGCAAGGUUUGGAACCACACAGCCCAUCAGAUUACAGUGCUUAAGUCAGGAAGCAUACUGGUAUUUCUUCAAGGUGUGUACUUUCGGAAGCACCAACUCGGAGGACCACCCAAAGCUCACAGCAGUUGCCAUGGACAUGGCCAGGCUGUUGAAUGGGUGCUUCAUGGGUGCAGCCAUCUUCACUGGUCUACUCAAAGCAAACUUUAACAUCUGCUUCUGGAAUAUGGCCCUUUCUAUCAUCAGGAAUAUCAACCGGAAGCAGGUCUUGAUGUAUGGGGUUGCUGAACCUUGGCAGCUAGCAGAGCCGGUAUAUGUUAGGAGAGCAAAUAAAACUUCUUCUGAAUGGUUUGUAAUUUUUGCUGACUGCCAGACAUCUUCUGCUGAAACUGAAGCUGAAGAUCCGGAGACGAUUAGCGUGCACGACUUUUACUUUGGAAAUGUUAGGCCUCGAGGAAAUUUCAAGGUCCAUGCUUGGACAUCUCACCUGCCCCCUCACUACAACUACAUGUUUCACUGUCGGAUAGAAGCGCUUCCAGAAGAGUAA
Molecule: messenger RNA, 1458 nt
Organism: Lolium rigidum
Lineage: Eukaryota; Viridiplantae; Streptophyta; Magnoliopsida; Poales; Poaceae
Product: disease resistance protein RGA2-like
Exons: 1
Coding region: 1-1458 (485 amino acids)
Molecular function (GO): ADP binding
Source: RefSeq, a predicted model, not a curated record